Molecule: messenger RNA, 1288 nt
Organism: Oryza sativa Japonica Group (Japanese rice)
Lineage: Eukaryota; Viridiplantae; Streptophyta; Magnoliopsida; Poales; Poaceae
Source: RefSeq, a predicted model, not a curated record
AAUUCCCUUCAUUUAUGAGAAGUUGCAUGAAAAUCACCUUCCUUGAUCUGGCGAGGAAUAAUUUCCAUGGAAGCUUACCAAAGUGGAUAGGUGAUUUGUCAUCUUUGGUGAUUUUUCGACUAAGGUCAAACAUGUUCUCUGGUCAAAUUCCAAGUGAAAUCACAGAGCUUGAGGAUCUACAAUACCUGGAUCUAGCAAAAAACAAUAUUUCAGGAAUAAUUCCACAAUCUCUUGCAACCUUGAAAGGGAUGUCUUCAGAGAAUCAAGAUCCUCGCCAAACAGGACUGAAUGGCACUUUUGUACAGACAUCUGAAUGAUUCGGAGAAGUCAUGGAAUUUGAAUGGUAUGAUGAUAGCUUGUUCAUGGCAAUAAAAGGGAGGGAACUUCAGUAUAGCAGCCAGCUGAAGUAUAUGGUGAGGAUUGAUCUAUCCAGCAAUAAUUUGGUUGGAAACAUACCUGAAGAAGUUGGCUCACUAAUUGGUUUAAUAAACUUGAAUCUAUCUUUCAAUCAACUAACUGGAAAUAUUCCAUAUCAAAUUGGCGUUUUACAAUCGUUGGAGUCUCUAGAUCUCUCACACAAUCAACUUUCUGGUGAAAUUCCACAGACCCUGUCAAAUUUAACUUCUUUGGGAGAGUUAAACUUGUCCUAUAACAAUCUUUCAGGGAGAAUACCUUCAGGACCUCAGUUAGACACUCUCCACACUGAUGAUCCAGCUUCAAUGUAUAUUGGAAAUACUGGCUUGUGUGGGCACCCUCUUCCAAACAAUUGUUCAGAGAAUGAGACACCUCAUGGUCAUCCUAUCAGAGAGGGCAACAAUGAUUGGUCCUCGGCGACGGGCGGCAGCGAGGCGGGGAUGCAGGGCACCGCCGCAGAGAAGAGAAGACCCGGAGGAUGAUGAGGAUGACGACGGGCGGCGGUGCCACGCUGAGGAUAUUCCACCACGCCGCCGCUCGCUGCGCGAUGUCAUCAUUGGAAGGGGCCGGUCGGUUGAGUCGCGGGCGGCGGAAGGGGCGCGACACCGGAGCCGCACGCCGCAUCCUUCCAGCCGCCAGCGAGCGCACGGCAAUGGGCGCCAAGGCCGCUCACGGACCAGGCACAGCUCCCAAUGCUCCUGCCGCUGCAGAUCCCGUCGCACGCGCUCCCCAAGCUCCUUGACUCCUCGCGGUCAGGACGGCACGGGCGAUGCAGGCGGCGCGACGACCAAGGUGGUCGCUGUCAGUGGCCAGGCUGAUGGCGACCAGCAGCCAGUCAACGCUCUCGUGAGUCUCCCCGACCCUCUGAUCCAGA